CUCGCCAAAGGCGGAACCUCCUACCAAAGGGAGAAGAGAAAGCAAGCAGAAAUUGAAGGAUCGCAUUAAACUCACUCGCCCAGUGUUGCUCCUUUUUACCCGGGAGAAAAAGAGAAAGAAAAAAAAGAAGCAUCAAAAAAGAAGAAGUGGCGGGAGGGAGGGGGGAAAUAGAAGAGAAAUCACGAUGAUGCCAAUGCAUUUCUUUUUCUCAGAUAAAGUGAUUCUCCUGUUUGACUUCUGGGAUGUCCACAGCGCAGGAGGAAUGGUGCUCUCCGUCUUCAUCAUCAUGCUACUCACUGUGUUAUACGAAGGCCUCAAAGUUGGCAAGGCAAAACUGAUCCAUCACUCGCAGAUGGCCGUGGUCCCUAGCAUCAGCCAGGAAAACCUGAGAGAAGGCAUCUCCGUGAACUCAGAUAUGGGGACGGCCAGCACUUCCCUAAAGAAGCGUCUUUCAUGGCACCUAGCGGAGACCUUACUCCAUGUGGUCCAGGUGUUUUUGGGUUACCUGUUGAUGCUGGCCGUCAUGACUUACAACACAUGGAUUUUCCUGGGAGUGAUUGUGGGCUCAGCCAUCGGAUACUUCGUGGCGUAUCCGCUACUAUGCCUCAGAUAGCAUCGCGGAAGCCUCUUCCAGAGACAGCUCAAAACUGAAAAUCAUACCGAUUCUGCAACUGGAAUGGAUUCUAUUGGGAUCUCUCUGCAGGAGAGAUCUGAAAUUCUCUUUGGGCUUCGUUUUAUCUCUUGUCUCGACUGACACUUCUAAUCUUCUAAAAUAGCCAUUGUGCUUCCAAUUCCAAAUAUUUUUUUUCCUAA
Molecule: messenger RNA, 813 nt
Organism: Thamnophis elegans (Western terrestrial garter snake)
Lineage: Eukaryota; Metazoa; Chordata; Lepidosauria; Squamata; Natricidae
Gene: SLC31A2
Product: solute carrier family 31 member 2
Exons: 4
Coding region: 185-613 (142 amino acids)
Biological process (GO): copper ion transmembrane transport
Cellular component (GO): membrane
Molecular function (GO): copper ion transmembrane transporter activity
Source: RefSeq, a predicted model, not a curated record